AUGUUCUUUGAAUACAUCGAUGAUGAAGACUCCGAGAUAGGCCAGUUGAUCAAAGCCGAUCCUUAUUGGCGCUACGUAUUGAAAACUGGGAGGUACGCCGGACGCACUUUACAGCAGCUAGAUAACGAUAAAAGCGACGACAAUUGCGUCAGUUACUUAAGAUGGAUGCUGACCGCCGAGAAAGCCUGUAAGGGCGUUGAUGACGACCACAUUGUGCGAAGGGGUUUACUUCAAUGGAACAAUCAAGCUGGGUAUCGCGCCACUAUUCCUCCAUCGGACGAAGUUCCUCCCUACGCCACGGGAAAGAAUGCGCCUUCGUUGUUAAAGAAGCUGGUCGUCUCAGUUCCUUCACCCGAGCGCUUCAAAACUGCUGGAGGAAAACCUAUCUGGAUUUCUGGAUCCGAUAUCAUCGGUCUCUUCCAUAUGCAGCGACACCAGUUGAGCCGCUUCGGUGUGAAAGACCUUGAAGAGUACCGCAAUUCUCAACGGUUCCGUAAAAGAAAGUACUCGCUCGAACAAGUAUGGGAGGUCGCGAAGCGUACGCCUAAUUGCCCGCUCGAUCAGACGCCUGAUGAGGCUGUCGAUCGGUACCUCCUUAAGGUCCAGAAAUGCGGAAAUGGUGGAAUUGGAUCUCUUCGUAUCAUCUGCGGGCACAAAGACUGUGAACAGAUGCGAACUGGUGGGCCCAGCGAGGCGGGGCAGAGGUUUUGGGUGGAUAUGUACAAGGAGAUGCUGUAG
Molecule: messenger RNA, 738 nt
Organism: Alternaria novae-zelandiae
Lineage: Eukaryota; Fungi; Ascomycota; Dothideomycetes; Pleosporales; Pleosporaceae
Exons: 2
Coding region: 1-738 (245 amino acids)
Source: RefSeq, a predicted model, not a curated record